Molecule: messenger RNA, 1155 nt
Organism: Talpa occidentalis (Iberian mole)
Lineage: Eukaryota; Metazoa; Chordata; Mammalia; Eulipotyphla; Talpidae
Product: glycogen [starch] synthase, liver-like
Exons: 4
Coding region: 1-480 (159 amino acids)
Biological process (GO): glycogen biosynthetic process
Cellular component (GO): cytoplasm
Molecular function (GO): alpha-1,4-glucan glucosyltransferase (UDP-glucose donor) activity
Source: RefSeq, a predicted model, not a curated record
AUGGGAAUUCCUGGUAUUUACAUUGUUGACAGGCGGUUUCGCUCUCCAGACGAUUCUUGCAAUCAGCUGACUCAGUUUCUCUAUGGAUUUUGCAAACAGUCACGCCGCCAAAGAAUUAUCCAGAGGAAUCGAACUGAGAGGCUCUCAGAUCUUCUGGACUGGAGAUACUUAGGCAGAUAUCACCAGCAUGCCAGGCACCUGACAUUAAGCAGAGCUUUUCCAGACAAAUUCCAUAUGGAACCCAUAUCACCACCAACGACAGAAGGGUUUAAAUACCCCAGACCUUCCUCAGUUCCUCCUUCUCCAUCAGGAUCUCAGGUCUCCAGUCCUCAAAGCAGUGAUGUGGAAGAUGAAGAUGAGGAGGAUCGAUACGAUGAGGAAGAGGAGGCAGAAAGGGACCGGUUAAAUAUCAAGUCACCUUUUUCCCUGGGUCAUAUUCCUCAGGGGAAGAAAAAGCUGCAUGGUGAAUACAAGAACUGAACUCCACCCUUGCUGGGCAGAGUUAAUAUAGUGAGAACACAGUAGGAAUGACAUGUAUUCUUGAAAUGUAUUCUCUGCCUGGAACAUGGAGAUUGAGUGGCAAUUUUUGUAAUUUAUAAAAAAAAAAAUCCAAAUUCUUUUCCCAGAUUCCUUUUCCCCAGCGCAUUUAGGUGUGAGGAAGGAUAUUAAUUAAAGAGGAAAGACUGGGGAGUGUUUUUUUAAAUAGAUAAGAAUUUUCCUUGACGACUAUUUUAAAAUUUUUAUUUUAAAAUUGCCAUCACCAUAAUUCUUUGCUUAGCAUUUAUACAGCUUCCAUACCCUACCAAAACAGUCCCCCAUCGCCCUCAAAGGCCUUGAUCUUAGCCAUGAAUGUGAACUACCUACAUGUUUCAAACUUGGCCUUAGCAAUUAUUUUCAUUUUUCACAUGAAUCAGAACCAUGAAUUUAUAGCUAACUUUGCAGACAAUCAAAAUUCAUUAGAAAUAAGCUAUCCUAGGUCCCGAUCUAGAUGCAUAUUAUUGUAUAUUACAAGGUCACUUCUCAAAUAAAUCAUAGGAAAAUGUUACUAUCUGUUCUGUCCAUCCAACUGUAACAAUUUUUCUGUUAAAAAGGAAAACCUUUUUGAAAACUUGUUCAAUCAUCUGCAAAUAAUAAAUUGUUAGCUACAAAUAAAUA